Molecule: messenger RNA, 1519 nt
Organism: Paramecium sonneborni
Lineage: Eukaryota; Ciliophora; Oligohymenophorea; Peniculida; Parameciidae
Source: the annotation of a GenBank genome assembly
AUGAUUAGAAACAAUGAAAUAUUAACAAAGAAUGAUAGAUAAAAUUCUCAUCUUGAUUCCUAUAGAGCAAACUUUAAAAUUGCCGGAUAAACUAUUCUCAACUGUGAUUCUUCUUUGACUUAGGAACAAACUAAUAGAAAUAUCUAUGAGAGUAUUUCUUUUAAUUAAAAUUCAUAGGCGAAAGAACAAAUCAUUAGAGCAUUCUUUAAAAAAUUGGAUAUUCAGUUUCUCAAGAUCUGAAUUAAUAAGAAUACCAGAAAAAAACAAAGGCAGUUCCUGUUUCUACUGAUUUUCAAUCCUCUCAAAAAGUUUCCAGUCGAUAAUCUCAAUAAAUUUCUUUUAUAGCAAGAGGCUAGAGUAUAGAAAUUUUUAAUAAUAAUGACUAAAUGAUAAGCACAUCUGACAGUCCUUAUAAUCCUAAUUACAUCAGAAAAACAUUUCAUUAUUGUGAGGGGUCUUAUGAAAAUAUAAGUGAUAAUUUUCAAAGUGGGAGUAAUGAUCAUACACCUAAGCAAGUAAAAAGUAUGAAUUUGUCAAACAAUUUAAUUUCAACAAAUGAUAUUGCCACAUUGUUUAGGGUGAAAUUUAAAAGAAUAAGAAGAUGUUUUUAAAUAAUAAAGGCACUUUUUAGGAUGAAGACAUUGUGCAAGUAAAUUAAUUAAUUAAACAUUAGUUAGAAGAAAUAAUCUUGGAAUUUGUAAAUGGAUAUUUUAAAGAGAAAUUAGAAGAUUUUAAAAUAUAAUGAAAGCCUUUCAAUAAUAAAGAUAAAAUAAUGGACUUAAAUGGUAUUUUCUAAAGUGAUUUCAAUUAUUCAGUAGAAAAAUUUAGAAAAGUAAAAAUUGAAUUUUAUUGUAAAUAUAUGAAUUUAUAAAAUUUGUAGGACUAUCCCUAAACAAUGACUUCAGUUGAAAUUGAUUAGGCAAUAGUUUUUGUUUAAAACAGUUUUACAUUUGCAAUGUCAAAUCUUGUAGUGAUGACAACAGGCAAAAACCUUAUAAAUGAAUUGAGUUUAUAAAUUCAUUAGGAUUAAUACUUUGCUUAUCGUAAAUAAUUUAGUAAAUUCGUCAGUGAAAGAGCAAAUUAUAUAACCCAAUAGUAUUCUUAAAUUAAUGAAUAAGAAAAAUAAUUACUGUUUUCUGAAUGUAUUAUAAUGAAUAAUUUGAUUCCAAGUUUAGUAAAAUUGACAACGAGUUUGGAAGUGUUGAAAUGUUGUAAAUAAAGUACAGAAUUUUUGAUCAGAUGCAUAAUUUCUCUUUUUUAAUAUUUUUUUAUACUUCAAUUUUAAGAUUAUCCAAAAAUUGAAAUGAAGAAAUAGAAUAUUAAAUAUUCUCAGUAUUAUUUAGGAAAGACUGAUUCAUAAUUGAUUUUAGUCUAGAAAUAAUAAUAAGAGUCAGAAGAUUUAAUAAAUGGAGUUUAUAAAGAAGAAUAAAUGAAAUCAAUAUUUUAAAAGGAGAGUUGGUAUUAGAAUAAUAAAAAAAAGAUGAAUAUAGUGAUAUAGAAUCUCGCAAAUGUAGUUUGA